AAAAACCAACGUGGGACCGUGUUCAACAAACACUGCUGCAUUGACCCACCAAACAAUAAACAACCUUUUUGAAUAUUCAUUAGACAAAAGUCAUCAUCUUGGACUUUGUUCAUAACUCAUAAGCAAGAGCCACCAAACACUCACCGUUCCUAAACUUCAUGGGACUCCACCAUCAUGAUUCAUGACUCUCACAUCCGAAGACGUGAAACCCACGCAACACAAUCCAUCUUUCUAAGUUUAUACACACCAAACAAAACGGAACAAAAAGCGUAAAGAGGAUCAUUACACCACAGCAGCAGCAGCAGCAGCAACAACAACAGCAGCAGCAACAACAACAACAACAAGCUUCAAGACAAUGAGAGUUAAAGCAACUUUGAUUAACUUCAAAUCAAAGCUUUCCAAAUCAUGCAACAGAUUUGUCUCUUUCUUCCGCUUCAGAGUUAAAAGAUCUCUCUUUAUCAGACCUCUUCGUCGUGCUCGCCAUGGCAAUGUCAAACCUAGACAUCAUCAUCAUCACCCCAAGAAGCCAAUCUCUUCUUCUUCUUCCUCUUUUCUAUCUUGUCUCUGUUUUCUCAGCACAAACAAAGACUCAGAGAUGAGCCAAACCAAACCUAGAAGUUCCUCUUUUAGUGUGAAGGAUGAUGAUUCUUUAAAGUUUAUACAUUCCCCUCUUACACCAGCAGCAGCCAAGAAGCUGUUCACAUCACCCAUCACGACCCCUGUUUAUGCAAAACGGACCAAGAAAUCACUAGGCACAAGAGAUACAUUUGAAGACAAUGCAAUGGAAGAUGCUUGCAGAAGCUUUGAAAACUAUUUGAUUCAACUGAUUGUUGAAGAAGGGAAAAUGGAUGACUUGAUGGACAUAGAGGAGCUUCUCUCCUGCUGGAAGAAUCUUAAGAGCCCUGUCUUCAUUGAACUUGUCUCCAGAUUCUAUGGAGAGCUCUGCAGAGACCUGUUUUCAGGUGAAUGAACUGAUCCAAAAAUGAUCAAAACAAAAAACUCUUUUUUUUUUAUCUUUCUUUGGUAAUCAUUGAAAACACCAUUUUAAUGUUUCUAAAAGCAAAGUGAAACUUAAAUGUGUGAAGACUAUCAAGAUUGUAUAUUUUUCUCUUGAGUAUUAAAUAACAAAGAAUUUGAUAGAGGCAAAUUUCAGUUUUAGAGUUUAUAUA
Molecule: messenger RNA, 1169 nt
Organism: Brassica napus (rape)
Lineage: Eukaryota; Viridiplantae; Streptophyta; Magnoliopsida; Brassicales; Brassicaceae
Product: transcription repressor OFP17
Exons: 2
Coding region: 356-970 (204 amino acids)
Biological process (GO): negative regulation of DNA-templated transcription
Source: RefSeq, a predicted model, not a curated record